GGUGGGAGCGUGCAGAAGCUGCAGUAAUGUAGUUCUGGGACCCACAGGAAGUGUUUUAUUUUAUUAUUUUUUUCAUUGUGGGGAAAGGUAAGUAAAUGGGAUCAUGUGUCAUUGAUGAAUUAUAUAUACAAAACAUAAGCUUGUGUCUUUGUGUAGACUCACAAAUGAGAUAAAUACGCAUUUUAGUAUAGUCAUCGCGCUGUCUGUUUAUGAAUUUCAGGAAUAGUCAUGAUUUGGACUCCACCAUUCUUUAAAUUUACUGCACUGACUCAAGUGUAACACAAUUACAUAUAGAGCAACAUUUGCCAUUGUUUGGGUGGUCUUUUUAGGUAAUUUGGUCACAGGUUGCUAACUUCUGGUUGAAGAUCCCAAAGAAUUAUGGUCAGGAGUUGCUAGUUUAUGCUCUGGAGUUACUGGGUUUGGGAUUAGUUGGUUACUGAUUUAGGGCACACUGGAUUAGAUAGUGCACAUCAUAUGGUAACACUGUAAAACACACAUAUGGAUUUAUUUUUUAUAGGUAAUUUAAAUAUGAUAUCUGUUACCUAAUAGUAAUAUAUGUAUACAAUGUGUUCAAUUUUUACUGUAUUCAGCAAUGCAUUUUGUUUUAAUUAUGUGCCCCAGGUAUUCUUAAAGGAACACUGUAGUGUUUCCUGUUUGUAUUCCAAAAUAGUUUUUCCCUUACCUAUACAGGUACUGCCCCCUCCCCAUAAGGGUUAAAAAUAAAGUUUAGUUGAUCUUACAUCCCUCGGCACACUGGACUUCUCCGUGCCACUGCUCUGCCUCCCUGGCUUGAUCAUCUUUGCCAAUCAAUGCUUCAUCAUAGGGAAGGAUAUUGCAAACGUGCAAUAACACGAUGUUCUGCUCUGCGUCAAUCAAAUGCUCUCAGUGAAAGUAAUUUGAUCUAUAACGAGCUUUAACUUUGUUAUAGCUGCAGAAGUGUCUCUAGUCGCUGUCUAGAGACAGCAAUAUUUUCAGUUGCAGGGUUAAAAAAGGAUCUGUCUGUCUAUUUAUUCUGAUGUAUUUAAAUGUGUUCCAGACAGAAUAGAAAUCAGGUCACCCUAAUGUAAUGUGAGCAUUUGAUUCCUUGAGAAAGUUUAGCAUUUUGAGUCUUCAGUUUCAUAAUUAAUGUAUUGGAAUCCCUUGCCUUAACACAAAGUUAACAAAAUAAUUGUUAAAAUAAACAAAUAAGUCGUCAAAAAUAGGUUGGAGUGGGUAAGUUGCAUUUUCAAACUGUGUUUUAUGGGAUAAGGUCAGAUCUCCUAGAUGAACAUAAGAAGUGUUUGUGUAUCCUCUUACUGGUAGAAGUCUAAUUGUAUCCCUUUGUUAAUAUAUUAAUAGUUAUAGUAUAUUAAUAUUUGUAAAAACAAUAUAUUAAUUCGUAUACCGAGUUAAUUUCCUUGGUACUCAAUUUAGUGCUCAAAAACUGUAGGCAAUAGGCAAAAUUGUUGGCACCCCCAGGCAUCAAAGGGGUUAAAGGCCAUUUAGGAGAUAUUCCCUUCCAGAUAUACAGGCAGCUACUGUAGACACCAAUCUACCAAACCGGAGAAGCAUACGAAUGCUCUCAAACAUAUGAAUGCUGUAAACAGUCGAAUAGGAAAAACCAUACGAAAGGUUUACACUCCUAGUAGUCAAACUGGAACAGUAUACAAUAAAUCUCCCCAAGAACGAGACAAGGCUUCGUGUUGAGGGUCAAAACAGGAACAGACAGAGCUGUGGGUUUAUUGUUCUUAUAUACACAUUAGUACCACCCACAGGGUUUUGUAAAACAACCAAUAAACACAUACAAUACACUCAGACACUCCCACACAAAAUCCUCCCCUCUGCCUGUGAUACAAUUAACUUACACAAUGGGUUAAUGUAAUUAUCACAGGCAGAGAAAUACAGUUUUUCCACAUUAUUCAUAACUUUAAAAGUAUACAUCACAGUCACAUAAAAUCAGAAUCAGCAUUCUCCAAAUACAAACAUAUGUCAAAAUCAUCCAAAUUGGUCCAGUGGUUCAAAAGAUAGAUCGAAAUUCUUUGUGACCAAAUGAAGCAUGGCUUUUCUGCCCAAAACCAGUUCCACAGAGUCUUCUAUCCUGGAGAUAAUUGGGAAGUAAUCCAAUUAUCUCCAAGGACAGAGGCAAAACUCAAUUGAACACAUGGUAGCAAAAGACAAUAAAAUACAUAAAAAUAUAUAACUGUGCAGCUAUUGCAUAAAACAGGUACAUUCAACAUAUCCCCAUCUAUAGCUUAGAUCUGAGCGCACAUUAUUACUGAAUGGCACUCAGAUCACAUACAUACAGUUCAAUUGCCAUGGAGCCAAAGUCUUUCACAUAGUCUUUCGUUAUACGGGGUAUCACUGUUCAAAUAGGGCAAGUACCGAAUGACGUGGCUUUCGUGUCUUUGCAUGGGAAAAUCAAGCAUUUCAACAUGGGGCCAUAGUCUAAAGGCAGCAGGCGGGCAACCAGGCUCCUCCAAUGCACAGUGGCGAGAUUGGUCUCGUCACAAUAGGUAAUCACAGAAAAUGCAUGCUGCCCACCUCAGCUUGAAUCCAUGCUCAUGUUUUAAAUUAGAAUUCUUUUUUCAAUAUAAAAUGUGGUAACCAGCACUCUGUAUAUACAUACGUGUAUAUUAUUUAAACAAUAGAGUAUUUAUAAUGUAUAACAUGUUUUCCACAACUCAUUCUUACUUCUUCAUCUUUUGUCAUUUUUUUGCUCUUCAGUUGUUCUUCCUCUCCACGAUGGGCCUUCUACCAGCUCAAAAGGCAUUUUUCCCCCUGCGUUCCAUGGAUUCACUUAUUCGUCUUUUCCAGUCGGAGUUGGCUCGUCCCGAGCCUGACUUACCUCUGUUGUCCCUUACUCUUGGAUUUGUUGAGCACUUUCUGGCAGUGAACCGUGUAGUGCCUACUAAUAUUGGCAGCAUCUCGGAUGUUGGGGCUGCUGUGGUUGCUAAGACUGGUGCAGAGGGAACAAAGGUACAAAGUGGAGAGAGUAAUAAGCAGGGAAGUCAAGAAGGCUCUAGGGCUGAUCAAGGAAAGAGAGGAACCAGAGGAGACAAGGUCAGGAAGGGAGGAGCUGGAGGACAAGCAAAGAAAGAAAUGGACAAUGUUGUUGGAGAUUCCACUGGAAAAAAACAAGCCAAGGAGAACACCAAGGCAGCUAGAGACAGCUCAGAGGGAAGAAAGGAAAAGGAAAGAGAAAAUGAAAAAAACACCAAUACUGGGGAGGGUUUGAGGACUGGCAAAGAUACCACAGGGGAACCUAGCGAAAAUGCUAAAACAGAGUUAGGGCGACAGAUUGUCCCAUACUUUCCAACACUAGAUCUGACAGUAGCACAGGCUCUGCAUGCUCGUUUCACAGCCCAAACUCGUGGUGCAGUAGACCUGUCUUGUUACUCUCGGGAAAAUGGAGUGUCAGGUCGGGAGCUUAUUCGAAGGGUUUCGGAUGUCAUUUGGAAUGGUCUGAGUCGGUCCUACGUCAAAGAUAGGGCCCACAUACAGUCUCUUUUCAGUUUUGUGACAGGUGAGAAUGUUUUUGUAGUACGUUUAAUGAAACAGGAGCUGGCAUGAAUGAAAAAAAAAUAACAGGCUCACCUAUUAUACAAUAUAUUAAUAAGAUAAUUAAUGAAAUAAACAUUUGUUUAUGUCUUUCCUUUUAAAUGCCAGUAAAAUCAGAUCAAUAUUUGAGAUGAAAGAAGUAUGUUUAGACAAGAAGGAAUUUUAGUUGCCUCUGAAUUGAAUGGAGAAGACUUUUCUCUUUAUAAAAAUAAUUGCAUUGUUUGCUAUUGCACUUUCUCCUACUCUUAAAUCAGGCACAAAGCUGGACUCACCUGGUGUUGCAUUUGCUGUGGUGGCUGCAUGCCAAGUGUUAGGACUUUCUGAUGUACACCUGGCUCUUUCAGAAGACCAUGCAUGGGUGGUGUUUGGGAAGGAUGGGGAGCAGACAGCUGAAGUAACAUGGCAUGGAAAGGGUAAUGAGGACAAAAGGGGACAGUCUGUAAGUUCCGGUGUAGUUGACAAGGUAAGGUGAUAUAAUAUUCCUGAAGCCCAGUUGCCUCAGUGUUUAUUUCUUUAUCAACAUUUUUAUGUCACUGUUUGUGCUCUUCCUCUUAUUUAACAUCAUCUGUGUGUGCCCUUUUGAGUGCAUGUGUUUGAGCACAGAAAAGGAUAGCGUAAUAAAGUAAUGCAUUCUUGCAUCUGCGUUUUGUUUAACAAAUGCCAGAUUUUCUGUUAACCCUAUAUGUUGGUUUUCUUUUCAGAGCUGGUUAUAUUUAAAUGGACGAUAUAUGCGCUGUAAUCGACAUAUGGAAGUUGCUUUCAUGGUUUGUGCCAUGAACCCUUCAAUAGAUGCUCAUACAGAUAGUCUGGAAUUGUUGCAGCUGCAACAGGUGAUGCAUUUUCCUACUUCUUGACAUAUUUUGUAUCAAAGGGCAUGUUAAGCUAAAUGCUGAUUACUUGAUUUUGUAUGUAGACAGAUGAGUUCAUGCAAUUUUUUUUUGUUACUGUCUUUUUCUAAAUUUAGCACAUUCCACACGCCCCUAAAGCAUUUGUGGUUGCUGAAGUUCAUUUGGGUUAACUGCCACUCCCAUUUGUAUUAAUUUAUAAAAGCAAACUUUUGCAAAUGGCAUUCGUUUACCUGUUUGUUCAACAUAGUAGUGAGCACUUUUUAUAAAGACGCAUUUGAUACAAUGUUUCUUUAUGAGAAGUAUUCAUUUAACAAAGUAUGGGGGUUGCUGCACUGGUUCAAUAGGUAUCCAAUGCUGCUCUUUAUUAAGCAUUAGAUUGGCCUGGGGAGGAUUGAUUAUUUCUUGGGGGUAGAGCUGUGGUGAGAAGAAAAGGUGAGCAACUUAUUUUUUUUUUAUGGAAUAGUGGUUGGGGAUUUAAACUCUUUCAAAUUCUAUCAUUAGAAACAAAUUAUUUUUGUUUAAUGGGGUGUUUCUUUAAGUUUAGCAAUAUUGCUCUAAAAACUUAUUUUAUACAUUUAAAGAGGAAAUGUCACUUUUGGAGAGAGAAGCACAUUUUAAUAGCUAAAAGCAAUAUUAGACUGUGCUGACACAACCAGGAAUCCAUAUUUGUCAUUGACCACUUGACUUUUGCAGCAGUGUUGUAUUUUUUUCCAUUCAUUUCUGCCCAAUAUAUAUAUUAGUAUUUUCAUUGUAAAUUCAAGUUGUGUCAAAAACAUACAUAGUGGGAUACGCAGGUCCCCAAUACCUAAACGAGCAAUGCAGAAUAAACAUUAACAGGUGUGGCUCACAUUAUAGAAAAAAUAAUAAACACCUCCCUGACCAUGAGACACUCAGGUCUCGUACCAUGAGGAAGUAAUCUUAGUUUUGGGCUCUCCAGCCCCUGAGUGUGUAGUCGAUAGUAGGGGCUAAUGGACCUUAAUCCAUACAUCAGGAUCAAUACAAACUGGUCUGCACUAAUGUAUCGACUCCCGUUCUUUUCUGAAAACUGAAAAGAGCAGAGAUGGCACUCCACAUAAUUACAUGGAAUUGUAGACUCUGUGCUGCAAACUGUCAAGGUUAGUCACCAAAGUAAGCAUUGCUGGCAAUCCAAAGUGAGUUCAAAGUAAGUUUUUUAAAUUUAGGACAAAGAAGCUGAAAUAGAAUCACGAGCGAUCUGGAGAUUUUUAUCUGCUUUGGCUAUUUGCACCUUAAAUUUGAAAUGGACUUUGAACUCACUUUGAAUUCCUGACAAUGCUCACUUUGUGCAUAUCUUUUUGUACUUUGCAUAAUUUAUCUCGUGCCUGCUAGUUUUAACUGACCAAUGUGUGCAUAGUUAUGGCUGUGUCACUGUUGUAACUAUAAUAAAAACCAUACUUAUCUGUAUCUGUUGUUAUAAUAUACUUGGACUGUUUUUUUCUUUUUCGUCUUCAGUAACCCAAGAUAUUUUUUGUAUUGUAAUAGUAAACAUAGAGCAAUAUCCUGAAUACAUAGUGCUUGUAUCACCUGUUGACUUCUGAGACACUUCAGUGCGCUUAUGACUAACUUCCAUUAUAAGCUAACAAUAUUUCUUCUUUUUUUGUAGAGUUUGCUGUGGGUGCUCUAUGAUGGAGGACACCUGGACAAGUAAGACAAUAUUUUGCACGUUGUUUUUAAGACACUGUCAUUUUAUUUUUGAAAUCUAUUUAUGUAAUAUUGUACUUUUUACUUUCAUUACUUCUGGAAACAUAUGGAUUUACAUGCUAAAUGCUGAAUUGUAGUGAAUUCAAUUCCAAAUUGCAAACUAUAAAUUACUGAGCAGGUGGUGCCUUACUCAUCAGGCUCUACAUCACAUAUUUCCUAACACGUCCAACGUUGGAGAUGUUGGGAAUACAUGGACACCACAGCUCACAUUUGAUGGUUUUGUCAUAAGAUUCAACCCUAUUGGGCACCACUAUCACUGGCACUCCAGUAUCCUGUUCCCUGAAGACCUUCCUGCUUCAACAUGCCACAACCCCUACAAAACCAUCCACAUGAUGCCUGGUACCUCAUUUACUAAACGCAGCUAAGGCUAGAGGUCAUCUGUUAGUACCACUCUCCCUUAAGGAAUGCAUAGUUAGUCUUUCUGGGUGAUGGAGGAGUUAAGCCAUGAUAUGGGAAACUCUAUUAAUACUCCGGUUAUCACAUGGUCCCCAAUGUAAAACAAACAGUGGAUAUUUUAACUGUUUUACAUUGUAUUUUAAUAAAGGUGUUUUGGCCUCUUUCCACUGUGAGUGUGCCAUUUUACUUUAUUAUUUUCUACCUGGCAUCCGAUUUUAAGUUCCAGUGAGGACCACUCCAAAAGAAUCCACGGUGGGGAUUAUACCACUUACGGUUACACAUUGAGCAGUUAGUCUGGAUAAUUAAAUGUGAGUACCAAAUCAUUUUUUUUUUUUUUAUACUCCUGGUACCUUUUAAACUGUGAGCGCUAUUGCUGUCUCUUUUAUAUCUUUUAUGAUCUACAUACCGAUGAUACAACUGCCUACCUACACCAUCCUAUGUAUCCUAUAAGGGGGGAUUGUACCACUGUACGCCAUUCAGACUAGAGCUAGGUGUGACUGACUGCUGGCACUUCGACUGAGUACCUCUGCCAAUCCUGCUUGCCGAGGACUCCGAGCACUCCAACCGACACCAUCAGCACUGCGGACACCACUUCCAGUGAUGCAGCUGCGCCAGGGUCUCGCCGUCUCUCACCCACCCUGGAUCCACGACCAGGAUCCAGCUCCCAGUGGGUGAACCUCUCCUAAAUCCAGAGAGCGUAGCAGGAACAAGAGCUUACUCUGGGGAGUAAGUGAUUAUAGCAAUCCCCAGAGUGUAGGUAUCCCUUCCCCCAAGCAUGAGCCAAGGCUUCAAGAAAGGUGCAAGUAGGUCUGGUUUAUUGAGGGCUACCUGCCCGGUAUUUAUGGGCACUCCCCUAGGGGACCUGAUGGAAUAAUGGGACACAUAUUGGAUAUUAGCCAAUCACAGACAAUACAAACAAAACACUCCCAAAGUGACAUCACAAUCCCUCCUCUCUAUCCUGGAGAUAAUUGGGAAGUAAUCAAAUUAUCUCCCAGGACAGAGGCAAGACUCCAUUAACCACAUGGUUACAAUUACUACAUAAAACAUAUACAUGCAACAUAUCCCCAUAUAGCUUAGAUUUGAGUGCACAUUAUUACCGAAUGGCGCUCAGAUCACCUACAUAUAGUUCAAUCACCAUGGAGCCAAAGUCUUUUCCAUAGUCUUUUGUUACACGAAUAGGCUCCAUGGCAUAGCUAUCUGGGGUAGAACUACUCACAUACUGAAAGACUCGAACGCCACGGCAGAAAUACACAAAUACCUUUCUGCAGGGGAAAAUACAGCUAUCAGCACAGGGGCCAUAGUCGGAAGGCAGGAGGCUAGCCAGUAGUCCCCUCCAGGCACAAGUGGUGAAGGUCACUUCGUCACACUAGGUUUAGCUAUAUCAAUUGUAAGUAGGGCCAUAGACGUUUUAUUUACUUUUAUGUUAUUCUGGGAUUUUCUGCACCAUUAGUUCUCUCUUUGCAUGUAUGGCUGCCAAGAGUACUCUGAUCUGACCCCAUUCCAGAGGAACUACCCUGACCCUUUGAGGUUUUAUCUUCCUGUCACGAUUACUAUAUGACCCAACACGCAGAACUAUGUAAUACACAGUAUACAAGGAUAACGUAUACCGGGCCUCAGAAUGGCCGGACUUCACCUAAAUAAAGAAUGGUCAAAAUACUAGCCGAGGUCAGGGCCACAGAAAGAGACACAAAGAGGAAACAAGCCAAAAGUCAAGGAUACCAGAAAUAUGGGGAAGUCAAAAUACAAGCCAAAGUCAAAUACCAAAAAGAACUAGAAUAGGAACGCGCUCUCUGUUAAUCAACUGGUGGAAACCACGACAGGGCACUGACCAAAUGCUAUUUUGAGUUUAAAUAAUCCUCGUAAGGCUAUGAUUAGUUGUACAUAGCCUUUGACCCCAAAAUAUGCAUGUGCGUAGUUUUCAUGAUGUCACACGCACGUCGGCACCAUCUUUGUUGAGGACGGAGGCGGGGCUACAUAGUUGCUUGCGACCGCAGCGGCCAGCGUUCAUUCACUCAAAGAGGGUGUUGAAUGGAAAGCUGAUUUGCCUUAGGUAAGUUUUUAUUACUUACCGGAUGCGGCCACGCUGUAUGGAGGCGCAGGGGACGUGACACUUCCAGCAAGUUUUUAGAUUUGGAUUCACAUUUGGACUUUAUAUGUAUGUGUGUGUGUGUAUGUGUGUUAUAACACACCUGUGUUUUUAUAAUUUCUGGCGCUAUCUUUAUUCCCCCUGUUUGACUCAUACCUUUGUAUGCCUUACCAGUAACAGGCGGCAGUUGUUGAUUAUUUAUUUUGUGUUUAGUUAAACUCAGUUUCUUAUUGUUAUUGUACUGGUUCUCUUUCUUUACAAACAUGAACUGUACAAUAACCAUAUUGUGACAUUCUCAUACAAAAUAUUACUUAUGUUGCUCUUAUUAAUCUACGCUGGUGGAAGAAUGGCAUUUGUUUCCUUAUCAAACUCAAUAAACAUUUAUAAAUAAAUCAAAAUUGCAAACUUUAGGCUAAAGUAGUCAAGCAGUGACUAUAGCUAAGUUGGAGAUUUUUUCCAAAUCAUCUACUUUGGCCUACAUUUUGCAAUUUGUGCUUUAGUUCACUGUUUAGUAAACUUAUAGCAUACUUGUAGGUCUAGACCUAAAUUAAUCUAUUGCUCAUAUAUAACUCUAAAAACAGAUCUAAUUCCAGUCCAUUCUUUUCUGAUGGUUUUAGAUAUCCAAUGGCUCUGGGAAAUUUGGCAGAUCUUGAAGAACUUAGUCCAACACCUGGGCGUCCCAAGCCCCUUGAACUCUACCACAAGGUGGACUUAAUGUAUAUAUUCUUCCAUUUCUUUAACUCUUUAUUGUUUUGCUUUCCCUCAUUUUGUGUUUUGUCUUCUAUAGGGUGUACAGUCUUCAUGGUUACAUUAUGAAAACCAGCAUUUGUAUCCUCAUAUAUACUUGGCUGCAUAUCACUGUCGGAAUAAAAAUGUGAAAGAAGCAUUGAAAGCAUGGGCUGAGACAGCUGCAGUUAUCCAAGAGUGAGACUACUAUUUCUUGCAUGGUCAAAUAACCUAUUUUCAUCUGUUCUUUACUACUUGUUUUUUUUUUCCCCUUUGACACUUUUAUACUGUUGUGUUUUAACUUGCCUUUCUGGCUUACAUCCUUGUCAUCCCCAGUUUUUGACUGACAAGGAUUUUUGGGAACUGUAGUUCAGCAACAGAUAGAAUUCCCUCUUUUAUUUCUUACACAUAUGAAACAUUUUUUUAAUUUUUAGGUAUAACUACUGUCGUGAGGAUGAAGAGAUAUAUAAAGAUCUCUUUGAUAUUGCCAAUGAUUUGUUGCCAAACUUGUUGAAAGAGGAGUCAAUGUUACCAGAAUGCCCAGUAAGUAAUCUUUGAGAAGCAAGCAAACUUUUGCAAUAGGUAGGGAUGCAUAGCAGUAAUAUCUGGCUUUCUUCUUUUUUCAGGCUAGUUCAGCUCUUCAAGAUCCUGCAGCCUUUGCAAAUCUCUUGCGUUUCUAUGAUGGGAUUUGUAAAUGGGAAGAGGACAGUCCUACUCCUGUCUUGCACGUAGGUUGGGCCACAUUCCUAGUGCAAUCACUUGGAAGAUUUGAUGCACAGGUAAGACUAAAGGGUGAGGGAUAGGAGGAUGACUAGUAGUGAAAAUACAAGCUACAACGACUGGUAAUAAUUUAAGAUUAGUACUGGUGUGUCCAUGUAGUAAAGCCAACUGAAAAUAUUCUUCCAAAUACAUUUUAUUCUGGGAAAGUUAAUUUAUGAAAUAUAAAUAUACAGCCAUUAAAGUGCAAGUGAAAUAUUAACUUUUCUGUAAGGUAGAAGGAUUCCUAAAUAAGCAGGAAACAACAGUGUAGAGAAACCAUAGUGUUUGGAAAGCCAUUAGUUCUUUAAAUGCUUAACGUUUGUCUUAAGCAAAGAUAGCAAGAUAUAUGGAAGUAGAUUAUGAUUGGGAAAAAAAUCCUGUCAAACAGAAUGAUGAAGCAACUUAACAUGGAGUUGUGAUGAUUUUUUGGCAAGAUCACGCAGAACAUAUAUUCAUGAUUGCUCUCUUAUCCACAGGUUAGACAGCAGGUAACGUUAGCAAGCUUUGAACCUUCUAAUGAAGAUGAAGACACUGAAGACACCAGAAGAAGGGUUCCCAGACGAGAGUCUAAAACUGGAGAACCAAAUCAACAGCUAUCACGCUCUGGCCCUACAGCUGAGCAGCAUGGAAAAGAUGCUGAGCUUUCAGAAGCACUUACACUCACCUUCCAGAGUGAGAAGAUGAAAGGAAUGAAGGAAUUACUAGUUGCAGCAAAAGUGAACUCCAGUGCCAUUAAACUGCAACUCACUGCUCAAUCUCAAGUGCAACCAAAAAGAGCUCGGGGGUCUUCAUCAAGAGACUACAACUUGGGUUAUCUAAAAAGGCAACGCAAGGCGGUGUGAGACGAUGCAAGACAAAAAUGUUCAUGCGACAUACUUAUUUUUAUUGCUUGUUAAAAAUAAUGAAAAAUGUAGUAUUAAUUAUAACUAUGUAUGCAUAGAUCUUAGUGCAUAACUAACUGUUUUUUGAAUAUCUAAUUCUAAAGUCAAGGACAUAAAUAUGUAUUUGGUUCCUUCUUUACUGCUAUACCAGUUUCCACUAUUCUGUGACUGCUUUUAUGUAGGGUUCUGCUUCCAUUUAGCCACAGGGGUAUGAAUGGGUUCUGGUACUGAUAUGUUCUGCUCAUAGGCGGUGGCCUAAUUCAUCUCUAUUAAAGGGACACUAUAGUCACCCGGACCACUUCAGCUCAAUGAAGUGGUCUGGGUGCCAGGUCCCCCAGGUUUUAACCCUUCAGAAGUACAUUGCAGGGUUAAUCCAACCUCUAGUGGCUGUCUUCCUGACAACUGCUAGAGGCGCUUCUGCGACGCUGGAUACGAAAUUCGCAUCCAGCGUGCAGAACGUCCAUAGGAAAGCAUUGAGAAAUGCUUUCCUAUGUACUGUUUGAACGCGCGCAACUCUUGCUGCACAUUCCGCUGCACUCGGGAGCGGACGUCGGCGGGGGAGGAGAGGUCACCAGUGCUGAGGGAGCCCGGCGCUGGAUAAAGGUAAGUGGCUGAAGGGGUUUUGACCCCUUCAGCGCCAAGGGAGGGGGACCCUGAGGGGUGGGGUAGUUCUAAGGAUGCUAUAGUGUCAGGAAAACGAGUUUGUUUUCCUGACACUAUAGUGAUCCUUUAAUAUUGAUGGGGUUUAGGUCCGGACACUGCGUACGUAAGUCAGUUUCUUAUGCAGUUAUUUCUACAAGCAUUUCUGAACUUUACUUUGUCAUGCUCAGACAUGAAAUACUAUUGCCGCAAAGUUGGAAGCACAGGUUUCUUUACAAUAUCGUGCUGUAACAUUGAGCCAUUGGAAUAACAACAUCAAACUUACUCCUUCUCAAUCAAUUUUUAUAGUUGGCAUUGCACAGUCAGGCAGGUAAGUGGUAUCCUUUUGGCAUUCACUAAUCCAAACAUUACCUAUGACCACCAGAUUAUGAAGAAUGCUUCAUCACUCCAGAGAAUACAUUUGAGAAGACAGCGCAUAGAGUUAACUGAACAAGCUCUAGCAGUACAGAAGUGUGAUUAUUUGAUAGGUUUGAAAUUUGAUUUGAUGCUGAUUUUGUAAGGCAAUACAGGGAGAAUGUUCUGGUAUUUCAAAAGGCUUAGUUCUUCAACAUGCAGAGAUGAGCUAAAUCCUCAAAAUCGGUCAUUGUGAGGCCGCUUAGAGAAACACUCCAAACCAAGUGCUUUAGGAGUCAAGAGCAUGUUCCAUUUGCCUUGUUUUACAAAAGUACAAAUUUGAAGAGAAGUCUGCACUUUUAUAAAUCCCCUUGGUAACACCUCCUGGCUGUCAAGAAGGACUUCCCAUAGAGACACAUUGGUUUCAGUGCCUCUCUAUGAGAAGCAUUCCUAGCAGAUUGCGAUGAAUGGCUCUCACACACUGUGUGCAAGUGCUUAUUUUUGAGAAACAUUGGACUCGGCAGGAAAUAAUAACUAGUGAUGAUCUUCCGUGGGAUAAAGCAAAGCUGUACUGACAGUUUUACCGCUGGGUUGAAGGUGAGGUGAUAAUAUAUCAAUACAUUUUAUGUUCAAUACCUCAUGUAUCUCUGUGAUAUGUGAUGUAAUCAUCUCAUUUUGGGGUAAUUCAUGUUAAAGUGAGCAUAUCAUGACAAGUUCAUUUUAAUUACUUAACAUGCAGAAAAAUAAUCUUAGAUGUUUGCUUCCUUGGCAUAACAAUUUUUCUUGUAAUGGGAGGUUGAAGUCCAACCAUGCCAGAAUUGGAUUACAUGAUAGGAGGGAAUACCCUAAUUUCUGAUGGAAAUGAUCAAUUUAGCCUCCUGAGGUCAUGUGACUUCAGACUGGGCUGUUGUAGUAGGGACACUGUAUGUAUAAUAAGACAUCAUUCUAAAGCCAUGAGUUAUCCCUUGAUUUUGUUAAAAGAUUGAAAAAAAUUAAUGAAAAUUCCUUAACAGUCCACUCUUAUUUGGAGAAUUAAGUGUAUGCGUUGUGUAAAGUUUACUUUUUAUGUGUCUUAGAUUUAUUUUUAUAUUAAGAACUGUUUGUUAUUUUUGCAUUAUUAAACUUAUUUAAGAUCUGUCUUG
Molecule: messenger RNA, 13087 nt
Organism: Pelobates cultripes (western spadefoot toad)
Lineage: Eukaryota; Metazoa; Chordata; Amphibia; Anura; Pelobatidae
Source: the annotation of a GenBank genome assembly